This is a messenger RNA of Astyanax mexicanus (Mexican tetra), 8936 nucleotides long. It is a transcript of the gene mtss1, whose product is annotated as MTSS I-BAR domain containing 1. The record is from RefSeq and is a predicted model, not a curated record. NCBI's taxonomy places the organism in Eukaryota, Metazoa, Chordata, Actinopteri, Characiformes, Acestrorhamphidae. Gene Ontology annotation, molecular function: phospholipid binding; actin binding. Gene Ontology annotation, biological process: plasma membrane organization; cell projection assembly. The transcript is spliced from 16 exons. Bases 702 to 3272 code for a protein of 856 amino acids. Gene Ontology annotation, cellular component: cytoplasmic side of plasma membrane; actin cytoskeleton.
GCCGCGCGCAGCAGCAGCAGCUCCGCGGGAAUGAGGUGAGGAGCGGGCGCGCGCACCGCGCUGAGGAAACUUUACCCCGGUACUACACAACCCAAUAAAGCACGGAAUCCGCGGCGGAACCGGGUCAGUCUGCGGGCGGCGGGGCGGACGGAUCGGCGGUGCUGAGUGGGAGGAUGGUGAAGGCGGAGAUAAGUUGAACCGAACCGAACCGAGACCCGGCGGGUUUACUGUUCCCUCACCCCGCGGCUCCGGGUCCCUCAGCCCGGCAGCGCCAGGUUACCUCAGCGGCUUUACCGCGGGUUCUCCGCUCUGUGUGAAGCUGCAGGCCGCCAUCCCUAAGCAAAGAGACGGAUUUUACUGUUUUUAACGCGUUUAUAUAAUUUAAAACACUUUUUACCGGAGAGAAGAUGAAUUUAUCCCGGUUGAAUAAGUUAGCAGGCGGGUGUUUAGCCUAGUAUCCCUAUAGUUAGUAGUUAGCCGGUUAGCGGAGCGGAGCUAACUGUGCUAAUAUACAAACCGACGCUCUGUUUUCCCUAAAAUUCCACCUUAAAUCCCACAUUUUCCCUGCUGCGGGGUCUAUGUUCCUCCACAGUCUCGGUAGUUAACGCUAACGCUGCUGUUUGUGCCACGAAAACAGCGGAGAGACUGCAGGCUGUCUCUGUUUUUAAGGUGGAAUAUAUUUUUAAGGAGGUGUGGGAAAAAUGGAUGCGGGCAUGGAGAAGGAGUGCAGCGCUCUGGGAGGACUCUUCCAAACCAUCAUGAACGACAUGAAGGCGAGUUACCCGGUCUGGGAGGACUUUGUCACGAAAGGAGCCAAACUUCAGUCCCAGCUAAGGACGACCAUCAUCGUAACCGGAUCGUUUCUUGAUGCCUUUCAGAAGGUGGCCGACAUCGCGACGGGAACUCGAGGAGCGACUAAAGAGAUCGGAUCAGCUCUGACCAGAAUGUGUAUGAGACACAGGAGCAUCGAGAGCAAACUCAAGCUCUUCACCGCGGCUCUUAUGGAUAAUCUGAUUGGUCCUCUGGAGCUGAAGAUUGAGGAGUGGAAGAAAGUGUCGGGUCAGCUGGAUAAAGAUCACGCCAAAGAAUAUAAGAAAGCUAGAGCCGACAUCAAGAAGAAGUCCUCAGACACGAUCAGGCUGCAGAAGAAGGUGAAGAAAGGUAAGGACGAGGUGCGGAUGCAGUUGGACAGCGCUCUACAGGAUGUGAAUAUUCGUUAUGCUGAGUUGGAGGAGACGGAGAAGAGAGCUGUGUGCAGAGCGCUGGUAGAGGAGAGAGGACGAUUCUGCUCCUUCGUUACCAUGCUGAAACCUGUCCUGGAUGAGGAGAUCGGGAUGCUCGGGGAGGUAACUCAUCUACAGUCGAUUCUGGAGGAUCUCUGCAGUCUGACUGCAGAACCAAACGCUUUACCACCUGCCAGUGAACAGGUAAUUCUUGAUCUGAAGGGCUCAGACUACAGCUACUCUUACCAAACCCCCCCUGCCUCCCCCAGCAACACACUGUCCCGCAAGAGCAGCAUCAGCAGUAACUACGCCUCAGUGCGUCAUGUUCCCUCUCUGGACUCCAUCUCCAGCGCUGUGGACGGACUUCACCUCCGAGAGACCAGACAGCGCUCUCCCACUCCUCUCCUCUUGGUUGGGGGAGAGGGGGGUUCUCGUUCUCUCAGUGAGGGGAAUUCUCCCACAGCUCUUCGCUCUGGCCAACGUGGCUCUCGUGGCCCCCGGGGGCCCCGGCUUCGCCACAGGACCACUGAUCAGAGUGGUGUGAACACUCAGUCCUGGGCGGGUCAGACUGUUCCGGGAACAGAGAACGGUACGGGCAUGCCGCCUCCUCACCUGCCGUACAGCGGAGAGCGGGUCCGAGCCCAGUCCACCUCCGGAAAGCCUCAGUCAGCGCGGGAGCAGCUGGCGCUGACUCUGAGCGGAGGAUUAAACUCUGAAGCUCCUCGGACGAGCCGGGACUCUCUGCACUGCUCCAGCGGCUACAGCACCCAGACCACCACCCCGUCCUGCUCCGAGGACACCAUCCCGUCCCAGCACGCUGUAAAGAAAGAACCUCCUCUAUAUGAUUAUGACUACAUCUCUCUGCACGGAGGAGACGACACCCACAGCCAGUCUGACUUCGAUAAGUCCUCCACCAUCCCGCGGAACAGCGACCUGAGCCAGAACUACCGCAAACUCUUCCAGAACAAGAGACCGGCCUCCACCGUCAGUCUGCUGGUGGACCCUGAGCCCCUCCUGCAGCCCCAGACCGCCACCAUCCGCCGAAAACCAUCCAGCAAACCCAGCAUCCGCCGGGGGACCAUCAGCGGCGGCGUGCCCAUCCCCAUCUGCACCCCACAGGUCCCCCUGAAGCCGUCAGUGUCUACAGUAGGCCUGGCUUCAGCCCGCAGCGGCAGCGAGGAGGCGAUGUGCCCCCCAGCGCCGGCUCAAACCCCCCGCACCCACGGCUCAGACCUGGCACACGCCAAACACACCCUCUGCACCUCCACCCAGAGUCUCAGCGCCAUGCCUCCACCCUACUACUCCAUGUUCCCCGGCCAGCCCCCCGCCGGCAGCACUGAGCAGCUGUACCAACUCAGCAAACAGCAGCAGUACGCCCUUCACCAGCAGCAGCAGCGCCAGUACCAGCAACAGUACAACCAACACAACCAACAACAUCAACAACAACAACAUCAACAACAGCAACAAUAUAAUCAACAGCAACACCAACAACAUCAACAGCACCAAAAUAAACAACAACAACACAACCAACAACAGCAAUAUAACCAACAACACCUGCAGCAGCAACAACAACCGCAGUACAAUCAGCAACCACACCAACAACAACAAUACAAUCAACAACAGCAACAACAGCAUCUUUACAACCAACAGCAGCUGCAACAGAAUCAGCAGCUCUACAGUGAAACUCGACAGCCUCCACAAUACCAACAAAAGUACAACCCAGCACUACAACACCAACAACACCCACAACUACAUCAGCAGCAUCAGCAGGCACCUCAAAAACUGCCUCAGCAGCAGCAGGAACCCCCCCAACACCCGGUACAGCACCAGCCCGUCAUCCACCACCUCCAACAACAGAACAGCCUGCAGCAGCAGCAGCACCCAAACCCCACAGGUGAGGAGCACCUGCACGGUGCUGCUGAACCCGAUCAGACCCCGAUCAGUGAGGGAGGAGACAUGCUGAAAAUGAUUCGCCGAGGAGUGAAGCUUCGCCGGACUCUCACCAACGACCGAUCCGCUCCUCUCAUCACCACCAACUAUCUCGACUGACCCUCCUCCUCCUCCUCCUCCUUUAGUUUAUUUUAUUUUUAUUCUCUUUUGUUCUGUGAGCCGUUCAUUCGGCUGUGUGUCUCCGUGCUGUAUAAACUAGAGUCAUCCCGCUGCACUGUGUUUAUUCACCAAGCUGCAGGAGCGUCUCACGCAGCAGGAGCGUCUCACGCAGCAGGAGCGUCUCACGCAGCAGGAGCGUCUCACGCAGCAGGAGCGUCUCACGCAGCAGGAGCGUCUCACGCAGCAGGAGCGUCUCACGCAGCAGGAGCGUCUCACGCAGCAGCAGCGUCUCACGCAGCAGCAGUGUGUCCGUAUGAAUGUCCGCUCUCCAUAAAUUAAGGAUGUUAAUUCUGCAGUGCUUUGUUUGUUUGUUUGUGUGCGUUUAUAGAGAUAUAGACACAGAACUGGAGCGUACAGUAAUAAUAGAGUUGUUUAUAUCGUCAGUGAGCGAGUCAUCUCUUAUCUCUUAUUACAGUCAGAUAUAUGAAGAUGGGUAUGUAUAUAUUAGUGAAACAUGGAAAAAUAUAAUUUUUAGCUGGUUUUCUUUAGUUUUAUUAGACUAAUUGGCUCCUGAGUAUCUAUUUUUGUAUAGUUGUAACUGCAGGGUAACAGAAUACGGCUCCACUGCCUCUACCUGCCCAAAGACUGGACUUUAGAUAACUGAACAAAAGGUGUAUAAAGAGUACAGGUGAGGUGAUGAAGGAAGGAUGGAUGGAAACGUUGGACUCUUCUUCUUCUUUUGUUGCUGAUUACGAUGCGUCACUGUGGAUAUUUAUUCUGAAUCGUUCGACUCCUGUUUAGUUCUGACUCUUCUUCACCAAAGCGCUGAAUCUUAUUAAAGCCCUUCAUUAAACCUGUAAAACUUCCCGCCUCCGGAGCGUCAGGACGUCGCAGACGGGCGGCGGCGAGGCAGCAGACUGUUUGUGGACGUUUUUGGUCUGCGGUUAAAUUUCUACUCUUUAAUUAAACCCGACCUGUUUUUCAGAGACUUUUUUUCUGGAAUCUCUUAAUUUAUAUUUCUCUGAUUUAUUUUCCAGUUGGUAAAAUUGUUUUGCAGAAUUUAGAGUUUUGAGUUGUUUUUUUAUGUGUUUAAAGAGGCAUUCAGGUUAAUGCUGUCAGCUGUUCUGAUUACAAAAGGCACAACGACAAGAACACUGUUCUAUUACAGACACUAGUCUAGCGCAAAAUAAAAGUCCUUUUAUAUCAUUCAUCUGUAGAGCAAUAUACACGUCUGUACAUAAUAUUAGUACACGCCUAUAAUAAUAAUAAAAAUACUGUUUUGUUUUUGUACUUUUUAAAGACGAUGCCACUUAAAACGAAUGAAAUGGAUCAGCUGUGGAAGAGCGCCCCCUCCCUGUGAGCUCCAGAUUUACACAGAGACGAGAGUGAGAUUUAUCAGGAGCUGUAAUUUAAUCACAUUCCUGUUUUCCAUUACAAUCAUCACAUUGCUGAGCUCUCUAAAGUGGCCUUUAAGCUUUAACUGUGGUGAAGAGCAGCAGGUCUGGGGCUCGACUCGUGGUUUUCAGCUGUUGUGAAAUCAGAAGUUUGUGUUUUUUUUCCCCCAAAGCUGUAGUUUUUUUUAAUGUUUAGAAAUGAUAUAUUGUGUACCGUUAAUGUUUUGUCCCGCUUUAAAAUUUUAUGCUUUAAUGUUUAUAUUUUAUUUUUUUUUAUCUCUUUUGUCCACAGUCCUCAAUUCUUAUAUUUUUUAGACUUUUAUUUCUUCUGUUUUAAUGCAUUUCUUUGAGAUCUGGCUGCAGAGGAAAGUCACUUUUGGUUCUUUUCUUGUUCUGAUUGAUUUAAUUUCCCACUUUAAAGAAAGCUAAUGCCGGUCAGGAGCUUUCAGACCCGAGAGCAUCGUCUAAUAAAACCUGAGAAUUAUAAGAAAGAAAUAUUAGAAAUACUAUUAAAUACUGUAAAUGCCUACAUAAUUAUAUGAUUUAGGAUUGUGAUCAGAGACAUUCAGAGUGGGUUUAGUGAGUUUUUUUCACUGUGGUGAUGAAUAGAACCUCUAAAAGCUCCCUCACACGUAUUACACCAUUAUUAAGUUAUUAUUGCACCACAUGUUUGUGAAUUUACAGCCUGAUGACUGAGAUUUUUGGGUCUAAAACCUGUUUUUAAAAAUUAAAAGUUAAGAUGGAGAGAGAAGUCUCUGCAGGGCUUUGUGCACGGAUUAAUUGUGAUUUGGCAUCAUUAGCUUUUCCUUAUAAAACUCUUUUUUAAGUUAAAUUAAAUGUUUGGUUUGGGAAGUUAUUAAACGCUCUGUUCUGUUCUCCACCCUGAAAAGAAAUUCAACCUAAACCAGAACGUUUCUCUACAGUGAAGCAAAAUUUCACACAAAAACAGCUCUGAAUGAGUUUAUCUCAAACACUGAACAGAUCCACAGCUUCUAAAGAUCAGCAGUAUUUCUUUCUUUUCCUCGGAUAUUAAAACUCGUUUGGAUGAAGUUUGUUUGGUCAGGAAUAAAGUUCCUUCAUUGUUUGCAGUUCACUGUUGAUUUUGUUUGAUGAAAGUAGAAGCUGUUCAUUCGUUUUAAUGAUUUGAAUUUUAUUGCUCUGAAAGUGAGUUUUUAAUUUGUUUUUUCUUUAAAUUAUUCAUUACAUUUAAAGGCAGAUUAUUUGAGCUCCAGUAAUUUUCUGCUGCUCUUAUUUCUUUUAUUCUGAUUCAUUUCUAAAUCCACUCUUCCCCUGUCGCUCCGUUACACACCGACAGCCUCUGCAGUUUCUCUACACGUCCAACCGUGUUUAAACAGAUCUUAUAAUUGUGUGUUUAAGGUGGACUCAUCGCUGAUUCAGACAUUAACCAUAUAAUCUCCAGAAUAAAGUUCUGGUAUUGACCAAUGGGAGGCUCUGGAUCAGCUGAAGAAAACAGAACAAUUCCCACUUCCGCAGUUUAAACUCUGUAUAUAAACUGCAGAGUAUAAACUGGCCUUUAGAGAGGCAGAACUGAUCCAGAAUCAGUACCUGACCUCACUGAUGAUCCCUCACGCUCUCAGGCUGAAUACAAUCAAAUCAUUUUACAGUGCAGUCGAUGUUCCAGCGUCUGUUUCAGUAGAAACUCUGGUAUCUCCUGGACGUGUAGUGAAGCUGUAAUGUGGUGUAUUUUAGUUCAGUUCAGCAGGAGUUAAACUUCUCUAAAAGGCCUUCAGCUUCUCUUUAUCCAAACCUGUAAAAAUAUUAGAGAAGAUAAACCUCAGAUCAGCCAGAUAAUAAUCCAGAGAUUUUCCAGGUCUGUGGAAUCCCAAAGAUAAUGUGUUUAUCUCUGGAUGAGAGUGAAGUUUCAGUCUGUUCUGUUUCCUCUGAUCGAGCUGAAGGUUGAGGUUCCUUUGAGUUCCUUCGAGGAUUUUUCUGGUAAAAGGAGUGAAAUUAAAAUGAAUUUGAGAUCAUUUUUUCUCCUGAAGGUUGAAGGCGAAGAAACUCUUUACUGUUUUAUUUUAUAAUUAUUUGUUUUGUUUAUUAUUUUGUUUUUAUUUUUGCAUUAGUUAAUUUCCAUAUGAUCCUCAUGUUUGUUUAAAUAUCAAAAUUAUUCAGGGUUAAUUUCCACACCUCUGGUUUUCCACCUCUUUCUGUCACUGUGCCUUUAAGAUCAAUUAUAUGUAAUUGUGCUCUGUUCUGAUUGGCUGUGCCUCAUUUAUAAAGUCCGAGUCCAGACUGGGCUGAGCUGCUGAAUAAUGAAUAUAAAGUUAAAUAAAUACAGUGUGAUUAAAUGAUCAUAUAAAACUAUUAGUGCGGCUCUAGAGAAAACAGGUGUAGUAAAUUCACUAAAGUUUAUCAUUAGAAGAGAGAUUUGCAGGUCUGGUGUGUCUGAAUAGUAUUUAUAUAAAAAACACUCACUGUUUAAAACUUAAAACUGGUCUCCCAAACUCAUGAUCAGAAUCAUAUAUUCAUAUAUUUUUAUAUAUAAAAAUGUCUUUCUAUAUGUAUCUAAAAUUGAAAAGCAAUAUCCCAGUGGAUCAGUAUAUAAAAGUGUAGAUUUAUCACCCAAAACUAACAGUUAAUUCAGACGUUAUUUAGGAGGAUUUAGAUCUCUGCACUCUUAGAAAAAUAAAAGCAUUUGACGAAAUUAAUUUUUAGGACCAUUUGGGUACUUAAUUGAUUUGUUAGAUGGUUAAAAUGCUGGAGUAAAUUUUAUGUAGAAACUAUUUUAAUAUUUUUUACACCACCAAAAAUAUUUAACUGCCGUUGGGAGCCAUUUUCUGCACUAAACAAACCCUUUUUGCUUGAACUUCACCUUAAAAUGCUGUUUCUGUUAGUAAGGGCUUUGGUUUGUGUUCACUUACAGUCGAUGGAAUUCAUCUCUAUUGAUUAGAAUUCCCCACUUACAGCCCAGAACAACUUUAUUACAGAAUCUUCCAGGACUUCUUCUAAAACCUCUGUAGGCUUUGUUUGGGGUCACUGUCCUGCUGGAAGGUCCAGUUAUGCUUCAGCUUCAUCUCAGAAGUCGUGAUAUUUAUCUUAGGAUUUCAUGAUUCUUUCAGGGUUGAGUUAAUCUUCCCUUCAGUUAUAAAGUUCUUACGGUUCCAGAGCUUCACCUCCUGCUUCAGUCUGAUCCUCCAGACCAACCGCUGAUCCAUCAAACCCAAAAUCUCCUGCUGUUUCAGAUCAGAACAGAUCAGAACCUCUAUCUGACCCGUCCGACUCCUUCAGUCCAGUUUCUUUAAAUCUGAAUUUGAGAUUGAUUCUUCCAACUAAAUCAUCCCGUCUUUGCUCUGAUUUUCUCUCAGUUCCUUGUUUGUUUUCUCUUCUGUAAUUUUUAAGUCCAUUUUUUGCCUUAUUUCAUUAUUUCUAACCUGCAGUCAAACAUCCGUCAAUAAACUCAUUUAUCUCCAUUUACAAAUAAAAAGCCCCUUAAAUCGUCAGCAGAUUCACAUAUAUGUAGUUAUUAACGAUUCUAUUUAAGGGAUAAAUAAUUCUGAGAUUGCAGAGACAGUUCAGGUCUCUGGGUGUAAAAUAAAGAAAUUGAUUCACAGUAAACAUUUCAGGCUAAAUAAAAGUAUAAAUCUUUUCUCAAUUUUCUAAUAUUUCAAUUUUUGGAUCUUCUGACAAAAAUCUGAUGGUAUAAUAAAAAAAUGGAAAAAUCAGAAAACCAAGAAAGUUGUGAAAUGAAACAAGAAAAUUGAGAAAAUACAUGAAAAGCCAUUUUCUUCUUCUUCUUAUAUUAACUGGAAAAAAUUGAAUAAUAUUACAGUAAAAGUUUUUCACCCAGUUUUAUUUUUCAUUUGUUUUAUUAGUACUUUUGAGCUGUUUAAAUAUCCUCUUAUUUAAUUAGUUAAUUGCAAACUGCUGAAAAUGUGUAUAUUUUGCUAAUGAACUAAAAUUGCAGUGAUUUAUUGAGUUAUUUCAGUUGCAUCUGUAGAAACAUCACCACUCAGAAGAACCGAUUGGGUCUUUGCUGGUCAAAUUCUCUUCAUAUUGGUGGAAAAACGUUAAUAACGGUUUAAAACUCUUUAUAUAGACUUUAGCAGGAAUCAGAACUGGUGUUGAGCAGUUUAGUCUCUGCAGUCGGAGCUGGAGUGUCGCUGCGCUCGCGGUUCAGAAGCUCUGCGGUUUAUCUCUGGUGUUUGGGAGAGAGGAGCUCGUGAUGUUGUUGCUGUUUCUCUCUGUCUGUUUAGUCGAUGCCUUAAACUGAAAUGUGGGUUUGGAAAAUAAACCAGUGUUCAAAAAUCGA